GAGGGAGCCACAGCUGGAGGCUGCUCUUGUGCCAAUGACCCUUCCCAAUUCUUCCUGCGCCUUCGAAGACAAGAUGUGCGAGGGGAACAAGACCACCAUAGCCAACCCCCAACUCAUGCCCCUGGUGGUGGUCCUGAGUGCCAUCUCCUUGGUCACAGUGGGACUCAACCUGCUGGUCCUAUAUGCUGUGCGGAGCGAGCGGAAGCUACACACUGUGGGGAACCUGUACAUUGUCAGCCUCUCCGUGGCAGACUUGAUCGUGGGAGCUGUCGUCAUGCCCAUGAACAUCCUCUACCUCCUCAUGUCCAAGUGGUCCCUGGGCCAGCCUCUCUGCCUCUUUUGGCUUUCCAUGGACUACGUCGCCAGCACAGCAUCCAUUUUCAGUGUCUUCAUCUUGUGCAUUGAUCGAUACCGCUCUGUCCAGCAGCCCCUCAGAUACUUGAAAUAUCGUACCAAGACCCGAGCAUCAGCCACCAUCUUGGGGGCCUGGUUUCUCUCCUUCCUGUGGAUUAUUCCUAUUCUGGGAUGGCAUCACUUUAUGUCACAGUCCUCGGAACACCGGGAAGACAAGUGUGAGACAGACUUCUAUGAUGUCACCUGGUUCAAGAUCAUGACUGCCAUCAUCAACUUCUAUCUGCCGACCUUGCUCAUGCUCUGGUUCUACGCCAAGAUCUACAAGGCUGUACAGCAACACUGCCAGCACCGAGAGCUCAUCAAUGGAUCCCACCCUUCCUUCUCUGAAAUUAAGCUGAAGCCAGAGAACCCCAAGGCAGGGGCCAAAAAACCAGGGAAGGAGUCCCUCUGGGAGGUUCUGAAAAGGAAGUCAAAAGAUGCCAGUGGUGAGCCUGUCUUGAAGCCACCAUCCCAAGACCCAGGGGAGAUGAAAUCCCCAGGUGUCUUCAGCCGAGACGAGGACAAAGAAGUGGACAGACUCCAGUGCUUUCCACUUAAUAUUGUGCAGGUGCAAACUGAGGCAGAGGGGAGUGGCAGGAGUUAUGUAGUUUUCAACCAGAGCCAGAGCCCACUUGGGAUGGAUGAACAGAGCCUGAACAUGCAUGGGGCCAAUGAGAUGUCAGAGGAUCAGAUCCUAGGUGAUAGCCAGUCCUUCUCCCGGACAGACUCAGACACCCCCACAGAGUCAGCAUCAGGGAAAGGUAAACCUACAAGUGGGUCUAGCAUAGGCCUUGAUUACAUCAAGUUCACUUGGAAGAGGCUCCGCUCCCAUUCAAGGCAGUAUGUGUCUGGGCUGCACAUGAAUCGAGAACGGAAGGCCGCCAAACAACUGGGUUUUAUUAUGGCGGCCUUCAUCCUUUGCUGGAUUCCUUACUUCAUCUUCUUCAUGGUCAUUGCCUUCUGCAAGAACUGUUGCAAUGAGCGUGUGCACAUGUUCACCAUCUGGCUGGGCUAUAUCAACUCCACGCUGAACCCCCUCAUUUACCCCUUGUGCAACGAAAACUUCAAGAAGACAUUCAAGAAAAUUCUGCACAUUCGCUCCUAAGGGAGGCAACAAGAGGAUGCAAACAAAGCAAUGUUCCUGAAGAAAAUGGAGGAUGAAGCCCUGUGAGUUGCCAGGCACCUGGGCUUUCUGGAGUCAAAAAGAAUAGUCUUAAGGACUAGUAACUUGGAAAGUUCUUAGGUACCACUGGCAGAACAGCAGAUGGCGGUGGUCAGCAGAUAGAUUGUGUACUCUGAGCAGAGAGCAGGAUAUUUCCAAGAGAAUCAGAUCUGGAUGAGUUCUCCUGCUCCUCAGGAAGUGUGGGAGCCUCAGACUCUCAUUGUAAUUCAAGCUUGCAGACUGGAAUUAAUUGGAAACCGAAGGGACACGUGGGGAGAGUUUCACUGGUGAAUUAGACGGAACUCUUAAGCCUUCCUGGAAUGGAGUUAUAGGACUGUGUAGAGACCUUACAUAUGCAGAUAGAUGCUGUCCCCUUCCAGGGGUCACCUUGAUAGGCAUGACGGCAAUUCUAUCGUGACUGUGGUCACUUCUUAGAACACCUCUCCUCUGAGCCCCUUCUACAGCUUUCUCAGAACCAGUGUCUGAACCACCUUGGAAAUUCUGCCUUAUUAUUUCUCAUUCACGCAUAUCUUAGAGUUAGUAGGAAAUUAUGAAGCUUGUACGUUCACUGUUUUCAACCCCCAAUUCCUUUUGACUAGUAACAAAAAAAUGAUAAAAGAUGGCCUCAAAAGAAAGAGGAAAAGGGUAUUUUUUAACGGUUGCAAAAUAAAAACAAAAAAAUGGGAAUAGAGAGAAGAAAGCCACGUUUCUUGAAGGCUGGGUUAUGUUUAUCUCAUUGAAGCUCUAUGACACCCCACAGCAGGAGGAUGGUGUUACUAGAGGAGCAAAUUGAGGUGUGGCAAGGUGAAAUAAGGUGCCCAACAUCACAUAGUUGGAAUGAAAACCCGGUGGGGUUCCAGCUUAUUGUCACAUGUUACCUCCAAAUGGCAAAAAUUUGUCCUGUUAAGUAUACAACACAUACACACACACAAACACACACACACACACACUAUUCCUGAAAGUGGUGGCAAUUCUCAAAAGGAUGUGUUGAGAGAAGGAAUUGCUGACAUAGAAUAUGCCCGAGGCUGCAGAAGGUGAUACUUUGAAGGCACAGUGUGCAUUUUUAUCUGUGAGUUCUGCUGUGUUUGUUGAAGAAAAGUCAUCAUGUUCUUUUAUAGGCACACUUUUUCUGUAGUUUCCCAUGCCUUUCACUAGCAAAGGCAUGGGAACAUCCAGUUUUCCUUGGGUUUAUAUCGCAAUCCGGUUGUGAUUUAUAUUUUAAAACUUAAUGCCAAACUGUCAUAUAUGUAGAAAAAUGGAGUGCGUGUAAAAGCUGAUAUUUUGUCUCUUGUGUUCCUGUUUGCAUGAUCUGUUAAAAUGACAGAUUUUUACCUACCUAAAAUAUGAUAUUUGAAACUA
Leptonychotes weddellii (Weddell seal) is the source of this 2914-nucleotide messenger RNA. RefSeq names its product histamine receptor H1 (gene HRH1). Gene Ontology annotation, cellular component: dendrite; plasma membrane. Gene Ontology annotation, molecular function: G protein-coupled serotonin receptor activity; neurotransmitter receptor activity; histamine receptor activity. The record is from RefSeq and is a predicted model, not a curated record. Lineage: Eukaryota; Metazoa; Chordata; Mammalia; Carnivora; Phocidae. Gene Ontology annotation, biological process: positive regulation of vasoconstriction; G protein-coupled receptor signaling pathway, coupled to cyclic nucleotide second messenger; regulation of vascular permeability.